Molecule: messenger RNA, 4687 nt
Organism: Nestor notabilis (Kea)
Lineage: Eukaryota; Metazoa; Chordata; Aves; Psittaciformes; Psittacidae
Gene: CLASP1
Product: cytoplasmic linker associated protein 1
Exons: 38
Biological process (GO): mitotic spindle assembly
Cellular component (GO): mitotic spindle; cytoplasmic microtubule; microtubule organizing center
Molecular function (GO): microtubule binding; kinetochore binding
Source: RefSeq, a predicted model, not a curated record
GUGGUUCUCCUGGGGAUUGACAUCAUUUCUGCACUAGUAUCCCGCUUGCAAGAUCGCUUCAAGGCCCAAAUUGGCACAGUGCUGCCAAGUUUACUUGAUAGGCUGGGAGACUCUAAGGACUCAGUGAGGGAGCAGGAUCAGACCUUGCUGCUGAAAAUCAUGGAACAAGCUGCUAACCCUCAGUACGUGUGGGACAGGAUGCUAGGAGGAUUCAAACACAAGAAUUUCCGGACAAGAGAAGGGAUUUGCCUCUGCCUUAUUGCAACACUCAAUGCAUCUGGAGCUCAGAGUUUAACACUGAGUAAGAUAGUGCCACAUAUAUGUAACUUACUUGGAGAUCCAAACAGCCAGGUUCGAGAUGCAGCAAUAAACAGCCUUGUGGAAAUUUACAGACAUGUUGGUGAACGUGUAAGGGCUGAUCUCAGUAAAAAAGGAUUACCCCAGUCUCGGUUGAAUGUAAUUUUUACAAAAUUUGAUGAGGUCCAGAAAUCUGGAAACAUGAUCCAGAGUUCAAGUGAUAAAAUUUUUGAUGAUGAAGACUCCGUGGAUGGGAACAGACCUUCCUCAGCUAGCUCCUCUACAUCUUCAAAGGCCCCUGCAAACUCACGCAGAGUUGGGAUGGGGACUACCCGCAGACUUGGGUCUGCACCUCUGGGCUCCAAGUCCUCAACAGCCAAAGAGGGAGCAGGUGCUGUGGAUGAAGAAGACUUUAUUAAGGCAUUUGAAGAUGUCCCAACGGUUCAGAUUUAUUCCAGCCGGGAUCUUGAGGAAUCCAUAAACAAAAUAAGAGAGAUACUAUCAGAUGAUAAGCAUGACUGGGAACAGAGAGUUUCUGCGUUGAAAAAGAUCCGCUCCUUACUUUUGGCUGGAGCUGCAGAAUAUGAUAACUUCUUUCAACACUUAAGACUUUUGGAUGGAGCAUUUAAAUUAUCUGCUAAAGACCUGCGGUCUCAAGUAGUACGAGAGGCUUGUAUCACACUGGGACAUUUAUCAUCAGUUCUGGGAAACAAGUUUGACCAUGGGGCAGAAGCCAUCAUGCCAACAAUUUUUAAUCUAAUUCCGAAUAGUGCCAAAGUCAUGGCCACUUCUGGUGUUGUAGCAGUUAGAUUAAUCAUUCGACAUACACACAUCCCUCGAUUAAUACCCAUCAUAACCAGUAAUUGUACCUCCAAGUCUGUGGCAGUUAGAAGGCGCUGUUUUGAAUUUUUAGAUUUGCUGUUGCAGGAGUGGCAAACACACUCCCUAGAAAGACACAUAUCAGUGUUAGCUGAAACAAUAAAGAAGGGAAUUCAUGAUGCAGACUCUGAAGCCAGGAUAGAGGCAAGAAAGUGUUACUGGGGUUUCCACAGCCACUUCAGCCGAGAGGCAGAGCAUUUGUACCACACCUUGGAGUCUUCCUACCAGAAGGCUCUGCAGUCACAUUUGAAGAACUCUGACAGCAUCGUGUCCUUGCCACAGUCAGAUCGCUCUUCUUCCAGCUCCCAGGAGAGUCUCAACCGUCCUUUGUCUGCCAAAAGAAGUCCUACUGGAAGUACUACAUCUAGAGCAUCUACAGUAAGUACAAAAUCUGUGUCAACACCAGGAUCUCUGCAGCGAUCCCGCAGUGACGUCGAUGUGAAUGCAGCAGCUAGUGCCAAGUCAAAAGUGACGUCUUCUGGAGCUUCCACCCCCUUCAGUUCUGCUGCAGCCUUGCCCCCAGGCUCAUACGCAUCACUAGGUCGGAUUCGUACAAGGAGACAGAGCUCUGGCAGUGCCACAAGCGUCACCUCAAUGCCUGCUGAUACCCGAGGCCGCAGCCGUGCUAAAGUAGUUUCCCAGUCCCAGCGAUCCAGAUCAGCUAAUCCUGCUGGUGCUGGUAGCCGGUCCAGUUCCCCCGGUAAGCUCUUAGGAAGCACCUAUGGUGGCCUGAGUGGUGGAACAUCCAGAGUCCAGCCAGUGCCAUCAUCUUCAGAGAAGCGCAGCAAGAUCCCUCGGAGCCAGGGAUGCAGUCGAGAGACAAGUCCCAGCAGAAUAGGACUAGCACGGAGCAGUCGUAUCCCCCGACCCAGCAUGAGUCAGGGGUGCAGUCGUGAUACCAGCCGUGAGAGCAGUCGAGAUACAAGCCCUGCUCGGGGCUUUCCUCCACUUGACCGGUUUGGACUCGGACAACCAGGCAGGAUGCCUGCUUCUGUGAAUGCCAUGCGAGUCCUGAGCACAAGCACAGAUCUGGAGGCUGCUGUGGCCGAUGCACUGAAAAAGCCAGUGAGAAGAAGAUAUGAACCCUAUGGGAUGUACUCCGAUGAUGAUGCUAACAGUGAUGCAUCAAGCGCUUGCUCAGAGCGCUCCUAUGGUUCCAGGAAUGGGGGCAUUCCACACUACCUGCGGCAGACUGAAGAUGUGGCUGAGGUUCUGAACCACUGUGCCAGCUCCAACUGGUCUGAAAGGAAAGAGGGGCUCAUAGGUCUUCAGAACUUACUGAAAAGUCAGCGGACACUGAGCCGAGUCGAGUUAAAAAGGCUAUGUGAAAUAUUUACUCGCAUGUUUGCUGACCCUCACAGCAAGAGAGUGUUCAGCAUGUUUCUGGAAACCCUGGUUGAUUUCAUCAUCAUUCAUAAAGAUGACUUGCAGGAUUGGCUUUUUGUUCUCCUGACCCAGUUACUAAAGAAAAUGGGAGCAGAUUUGCUGGGGUCUGUGCAGGCGAAAGUUCAAAAAGCUCUGGAUGUCACCAGGGAUUCUUUUCCAUUUGAUCAACAAUUUAACAUUUUGAUGAGGUUUAUUGUAGAUCAGACCCAAACACCAAACCUGAAGGUGAAGGUUGCUAUCCUGAAGUAUAUUGAGUCCUUGGCAAGACAGAUGGAUCCAACAGACUUUGUGAACUCUAGUGAGACAAGACUUGCUGUAUCUAGAAUUAUAACUUGGACAACAGAACCAAAGAGCUCAGAUGUGAGAAAGGCAGCACAAAUAGUCCUGAUUUCUCUCUUUGAAUUGAACACUCCUGAGUUUACCAUGUUACUUGGUGCCUUGCCAAAAACAUUCCAGGAUGGUGCUACCAAGCUCCUGCACAACCACCUCAAGAACUCGAGUAACACUAGUGUGGGUUCCCCCAGCAAUACCCUUGGUCGGACUCCUUCCCGGCACUCCAGCAGCAGAACCAGCCCCUUAACGUCACCUACCAACUGUUCCCACGGUGGGCUGUCUCCAAGUCGGUUCUGGGGUUGGAGUGCAGAUGGGCUGUCGAAGCACCCCCCUCCCCUUUCUCAGCCUAACUCCAUCCCCACUGCUCCUUCCCACAAGACUUUCAGACGCUCUUACUCUCCCAGUAUGCUGGAUUAUGACACGGAGAACCUAAAUUCUGAUGAAAUCUACAGCUCUCUUCGUGGAGUCACAGAAGCAAUUGAAAAAUUUAGUUUCCGUAGUCAAGAGGACCUGAAUGAACCAAUCAAACGUGAUGGAAAGAAAGACUGUGACAUUGUGUCUCGAGAUGGUGGCCUUGCUGUGCCUACCAGUGAUGUCCGUGGAAGCAGUGACAUUGUGGAAGGCGGAAGGAUGGCUCUAGAUAACAAAACUUCCCUACUUAACACCCAGCCUCCCCGCAGCUUUUCAGGGCCACGUGCUCGAGAGUAUAACCCCUAUCCUUAUGCUGACACAAUUAACACCUAUGACAAGACUGCCCUGAAGGAAGCAGUAUUCGAUGAUGAUAUGGAUCAGCUUCGGGAUGUGCCCAUUGACCAUUCAGAUUUGGUGGCUGAUCUUCUGAAAGAGCUCUCCAACCACAACGAACGGGUGGAGGAGCGGAAAGGAGCUCUCCUGGAGCUGCUAAAGAUCACAAGGGAAGAUAAUCUUGGAGUUUGGGAGGAACAUUUCAAAACCAUUCUGCUUUUGCUGCUGGAAACUCUUGGAGACAAAGAUCAUUCAAUAAGAGCCCUGGCACUGCGAGUCCUGAGGGAGAUCUUGCGGAACCAGCCAGCAAGGUUUAAGAACUAUGCGGAGUUGACUAUCAUGAAAACACUGGAAGCACAUAAAGAUUCCCACAAGGAGGUCGUCAGAGCUGCUGAAGAAGCUGCUUCCACCCUGGCAAGUUCCAUCCACCCUGAGCAAUGCAUCAAGGUGCUUUGCCCCAUCAUUCAGACUGCAGAUUAUCCAAUUAAUUUAGCUGCCAUCAAAAUGCAGACGAAAGUAAUUGAGAGGAUUUCGAAGGAAUCGUUGCAUCAGCUCCUUCCUGAUAUCAUUCCUGGGUUAUUACAGGGUUAUGAUAAUACAGAGAGCAGUGUCCGUAAAGCUAGCGUAUUUUGCCUAGUGGCAAUUUAUUCAGUAAUUGGAGAAGAACUGAAACCUCAUCUCGCACAACUCACGGGAAGCAAGAUGAAGCUACUAAACUUGUACAUAAAGAGGGCCCAGACCACCAACAGCAACAGCAGUUCCUCUUCAGAUGUUUCAACGCACAGUUAAUGGAGAUAUGUGGACAUACGUGUAGACUUAGAAGCAAUCAACGGUGCCUCUCAGAGACCUUUCUGCUACUCUUCACUGGCGUACUCCAUCAGCUCAAGGAGGCCAUGCAGAUAUUUAUUGCAAUCAGUAUUUUAGUCCCUUAAAAGCUUUUAUGUAGAAUCUUACUGGUAUUGAAUGUAAAGGAAGCAAGGUCUGUGUUGCAGUCUUCAUUAAAAGUGAACAACAGAAAGCCAUACUUAAACAUAUUUGUAUAGCCUGC